Schistosoma mattheei is the source of this 1122-nucleotide messenger RNA. NCBI's taxonomy places the organism in Eukaryota, Metazoa, Platyhelminthes, Trematoda, Strigeidida, Schistosomatidae. The record is from the annotation of a GenBank genome assembly.
AUGCAUCACACAACAUACCGUGCUAGAAGUCAAUUCCGGAAUACGAGACUUCUCUUUCAUGUCUAUACCCAAAAGAAGUUAGUGGAACAAUGUUUUAACAUAACGUAUCUUGGUCUCUUUUCAAAUACUGUUAAUAAAGAAACUCAUAUGCUAUUUAAUACAUGUUCCUUGUCCGAGAGAUCAUCGUGGUCAAAACAUUGUCCACAGUUCGAUAAUAUCCAAUUGAAAUGUCUACCGAUCGACAAUGGAUCCAAUAGUAUACGAUCUGUACCGAAUGCUUGUUUCACACGUGUCAGUCCAACCAGAAUAGACAAUCCCCGCGUAGUUUUAUUUUCUCUUGAUGCACUUAGUUUGCUAAAUAUUCGUCAUGAAGUUAACCAUCUUGAUGAACAAAACUGUAUAGAGAAAACAGGAGAAACAAAUCAUCUAGUUGAGUAUUUGUCAGGAAACAAAUUAUGGCCUGGUAGUGAUCCCACAGCUCAUUGUUAUUGCGGGUAUCAAUUUGGUAGUUUUGCUGGUCAACUUGGAGAUGCUCCUUUAUGGGGUUCGGACUGUCAAGCACCAGCGAGUUUAAUUCCUAGUCCAGAACUUCAAGAAUGGCAUAUGGCAAAUAAGGCAGCUGAAUUAUCACAUGAAAUGGGUAUUACACAUUGUGGUGCAUGGUUUAAACGUCGUAAACGUCAUUUUAAAGAUAAAUACAAAAAUAAACAUUCAGCUAUUUAUGAUCAAUUAGAUUUAGUUACUUAUGAAGAAGUUGUCAGAUUACCACAAUUUCGUCGUAGAACAUUAGUAUUACUUGGUGCACAUGGUGUUGGACGACGUCAUAUUAAUAAUUGUUUAAUUCAAUCAUCACCUGAUAAAUUUGCAUAUCCUAUUCCUCAUACAACUCGUACACCACGUAAAGAUGAAGUGAAUGGAAAAAAUUAUUAUUUUAUUUCACAUGAUGAAAUGAUACGUGAUAUUGCUAAUAAUGAAUACUUAGAAUAUGGUUCACAUGAAGGAGCAAUGUAUGGUACAAAAUUGGAUACAAUAAGACAAAUACAUGCAACUAGUUUAAUUGCUAUAUUGGAUGUUGAACCACAAGCAUUGAAAAUAUUACGUACUGCUGAAUUUGCUCCGUGA